AAAUAGUACGCAAAUUUGGUAAAAAUUGAUACGAGUACAUAUAGACAAACUUUUAAGCAAGACAAAUCGACAGACGGGAUGUGAAGUUAUCAGUAUGGGUCGCACCCACCCUCUUUUUAAUACUGCUUUAAUACCAUCUUCACCCGGUUUUGAAGUUAUCUAUCCUUUUCCUGGACAUCCUUUAUAUUGGCAUUCUGAUAAAAUAAGCACUUCUAAAAUUUCAAAUCUAUUGAUCAACUAAAAACUAUACGAAAACAAUCAUAACAAGUUAUACUUUCUAAACCAUGAUAGAAUUGCUUACCUUAAUAUUUGAGUCUGUUUUUGAAUCUUUUUCUAUUGUCGAUCAUAAACAGUCUGUUAUUUUGUGUAAAAUUAUUAUAAAAACAAUAAACAAAAAACCAGUACAAAAUAAAAACACUCAGGUAAAAAGAAAGUGCAUCCCAUGAAUGCCAAAGUUAGAUUUUGAAAAGAACAAAUUCAAUUUAAAGUUUCCUGGUAUUUUUAUUUUAUUUUUUUGUUUUGCUUCAACGAUAAAAUAGCAGUAACCAUACAGUAAGAGAGAGAGUCCAAGAGAAAGUCAAGACUAAGCUGAAACAGAAAGUUCCUUCCCUAUCCCUACCCCUACUACUAUACAAUAUAUUAUAGCCUAGGGCAAGGGUCUGUUGUGAGUUGGGUGGUGCGUUAUGUUGAGCUACAAGUACAAACCUAUAGUCAUAGUCAAUUUUGUUCACAAACUCUGUAUGGAUUCUUUCUCAGAAAUCGUUUUGAGUUAAAAACUCUAUAACUCCCUGUUGAAAAAUGCAAUCAAAUCAAAGUAAAAUUAUAAAAAAGAGAAGAAAAAAAUGUUUAAAAAACUUUAUAGAUGCUUUGCAUGAAUUCAAGUUAACUGCAAUAAAAAAAGUGUAUUUUUCGUCCUUUUUGCUUUAUUUUUUAACCGACCACAUUUUUCACCGACCAAGUCCAGCUCGAGAUUCCAGUCCCAAGGACAACCACUCUCGUCCUAUAUAAAGUUAAUCUAGUUUAUGUUUUGAGUGUUUUCUCUUUUUCAUUUUUGUUAUUUUAUGUUUGUCCUGUUCAAUAUUGCAGGUGAUGAAUUCUUCAUCAAGUGUAAGUUAAUUUAAAGGAAAUUAAAAAAAACCUUUCAAUUCAGUUUUGUAAAUAUUACACAAAUAAUAAACACAUAAAUAAAUCAAUGCAACAAUGACCCGGUUCAAAAUAAAAAAUCAAAAAAUACUAACAUGCUGCCUUAUAUGGGUGGCACUGUUUGGGGCACAUUUAAUACGCUGCAGUGAAUUUCCCGAACGCGAAUGUUGUGAUUUGACAACAACGUCGACAGUCGGACCGCUGCCAUUGCCGCCGGCAAUGCCUACGGAGAAAUCCGUGGCUACAUCAUCAGUGCAGACAAUAUCUGUGGGACGAUCUGGUUCCAACAUUAAAGCAGCAAUUGCAAUUUUAAAUUGCAUAUUAGCACGUCAAUUAUGCUUCGAAGAUCCAUCCUGUUCAGCAAUUUUAGAGAUUAUACCCAGAGUUUGUGGACCCAUUCCAGUUUCGUGUAGCACAGUGACGGUAACGAAAUGCCAAGCUGCAUUAAGAACACUCCAGGCAUUUCAGUUCUUUCGUCCAACAUGCCUCUGCAAGGAGCCAGGAGUUGAUCCCGAUUGUAAUCAUUUCCGAGAUUUUCUGUUUGAUCAUCCGUGUGGCUUUGUCCUUAAGAAAGCAGAAAAGGAUCCAUAUCCGAUAGAUGCACUGCCAACGUGCAACCAUGCAUUAUCCGUGUGCCAACAGGAAAGGAAAUGUUUGAAACUCUUCGAGGACUUUAAGGUGCACUGUAAAGUGAGAGACAAUAAAUGCAGGAUGGAUGACAGAGAGGCCUGCCACGAUUCAUGGACGAACUUACGCCUAUCACCAAUGUUUGGUUGCAUCUGUCCGAAUAAUCAUAUGAAAAAGCGCUGUGAUCGAAUUUUUAAUAUAGUAAAUCACAACCCUUGUGUCGACAUAAUUUUUUAUUCCUACAGCGGCCUUGGCCCACCCCACCUAACCCACCAACGGACAUCUUCCUCGGAAACCUCGAACAGUGUUUACCUGGCUGAAGAGGAGGAGAAUCUAAUUACGGCGGAAAUAUUCUCACUAUAUCCACAUUUUCUAUUCCCACCAUCGUCUGGGAUGAACCGAAAGAUACCCUUAGCCUUGGCCUCUCAUAGUCCUGCAACUAAUGAUGACUCAGAUGAGCGUAAUGAGGGAAUUGUUGCUCCUGAUUCUGGUAGCCAUCGCAGGAGGGGUGAUGUUGACGAUGGCGGCGGCGGCGGUGGUGGUGAUGGUGAUGAAACGUACGAUGGUACGGCUGAUGAGGCAGAUGAUGUUAUAAGACGACGCUUGGGAAUUGUUGUUGGCGUUGGUGCUACUGACAAUAAUGAUGAUGAUGGUGAUGCCAAUGCCGGCACCGGCACUGACACCGACAACGGCGGCGGCGAUGAUCCUGAAGCACCUGAUUAUAUUCAUGUAAUUAAACCACUAGAACAUGAAAGUGAUGAGCACUAUUUUCAAAGUAGGAAGCAUAAAAAUUCAUCAUUAUUGAAUGUAUAUCAUAGACAUCAAAGUGGAACCGGAAAUGGUUUCUAUGCCAAUACAAUGGACGAACGUGUCAGAAUAAUGGGAAUGGAUGAAAGCUAUCAUCAGAGGGUAUUUGAGGAUAAUAUGGCUCUCAUCGAUACACCACUUAUAGCCCCCAUAAAUACACAUUAUACAAAUCAACAUCACGGUGUCAUCACAUAUCCAUUUAAUGUGAGUGAUUUCCAACGCAGUACCUCACCAACAGCAACCGGAGAUGUUAGCAUCAUAGAUGGCAGCACUAGUUCUUAUCAAAGUGGCCAGGACGUUGAAGCGGACCUCUCAUCGGAAAUAAUUAAGCAACAUUUUCAGAGUACCUGUCACACGGCAUUGGAUACAUGCAGGGAGGAUCCGUCCUGCUCGACAUCCCUGCAGCCUAUGCUAAUGCAUUGUGAAAUGCAUCGAUGUAAUCGGAAUGCGUGCAUGAAUUCACUACAAGCCUUCUAUAAGGGUCCGCACGAGGACCUAAAUCUGGAUAUUGCUUUUUGCCUCUGCAAGAAAACAACGAAUCGCCACGAUAUGUGCAUGAUUGCCCAGGAAAAGCUUCAUCCAGUGUGUGCCCAAAGACCACCCGAUAGUAUAAAUCUGCAAAAUUCAAAUGGAAUAUUUUACCAUCCACCGCCAGCAUGUCACGUUGUGGCUGAUUUAUGCAAAGAGGAUCGAGAAUGCAGAAUAAAACUUGAAUACUACGAACAGGCAUGUGCAGUGGACAGCGUUACGAAAAAAUGUGCUGGUCGACCGAGUGGCUGUCGGCAAGCGAUGCUUGGUAUUUUGGGUACUUCCCUGCGAACAACGUGUGCCUGUCAGGGCACAGACUCCCAAUACCUCUACCAAUGUGUAGGCUGGCGAAGGCUUCUCUGGAUGAAUCCGUGUGUCGUUGAAGCCCAAAAGGAUUUUCAUAUGAAGCGGUUGGCUGAAUUGGGUCUCCUUAUAACCACAACAACUACAACAACCACAACAACAACCCUACCACCACCAACAACAACUACCACAAAACAGGUUCCGAUGGUCCUUAAAACACCCAAAAAGGCUCUAGUCGAGGUAUUCCGGCAACAUCCGACGAAGGCGAAAUCAGAGCCAACAUCGGUUGAAACCAAUUAUAUCGAACAACCAGAUUCAAUACCGGAAACAUUGUUGCACAGCGGAAAUGGAGAGAACGGAAAUACGGGAAAUGACGAUUACCAUGGUGGAGGUGGAAGUGGAAGCGCGGGUGGCUCGAAUGGCAUAAACGGCGAUAGUGGUAUCAGCAGUGCCAGCAGCAGCACCAAUAACGGCAAUGGUCGCACCAAUGCUGCCAAUGGCAGCAAACGAAAAGCGAAUGGCAACGGCAAUGGUAGUGGCAGUGGCGGUAGCAACGGGCAUCAUCGCGAAAGAACGGAACCCGAGGAGCCGACCAUUGUCAUCCUUCCGACAACGACAACGGAGCGUGUAACCACAACAGAGCCAACCACAACGUCCACCACAACAAUGAUGACCACAACGACACAAGCUCCAAGAAAUUGUGUUGCACAGCGGCCACAUCAAUCCGACCAGUUGAUUCGGGAAGGAACAAGUAAAAGGAUCUAUUCGUUGGACGACGCCGAAUGCAGUGAAUUGUGCACCUGUGGUGAAUCACUAACGUUAACGUGCCAUGCACUCUGUGUGCCAUUCGCUCCAUGUAGGACAGCGCUUGCAUUUUACAGCCAUGCUUCGCCAGCUUAUCAGGCCUUUCGAGGCAGAUGCCUUUGCUAUUCGGGGCGUUUUAUUUGUAUGAAGCCGCCGCUGGGGGAGUACACGUUACCUGGUGGAGUCUUCCUUUUACUUGGCUAUAGUUCAGCGGAUGAGGCGCUCCUGCGACCGCAUACAAAUCUCGGUGUACAGGAUGCAGUGAGAGCUCUUCAGCAAUAUGUCACCACACAUAUUGACAAUCAGACGAUGUGCACGCUGACUCUUUUCAACAUGACAGAUGAGAAUAUUAUAAUUGCAGCUCGACUACCACAUGAUGCAAAGCUGAAAGCCAUCGACCUGCUCCGAAAAGAAAAGGAGGAAUGCACGAAUAUUUUGAAGACCAUAAGUCAUCACAUAAACACCGAACACAGUGAACUACAAUCCCACCGACUGUUAAGCAUAUUCAAGAUGUCCGAAGUCGAAGUAAUAUGGCCGGAGAGUAGUAGUGCCAAUUCUCCAACAACCAUCCUAGGCAGUUGCACCCUCCUAACAUCUCUGAUGUUUUCCCUAUUGCCAUUCGUUAGCUGGACCCUUUUAAAGACAAGCUACGAAGAGACAUGACAUUAAAUUGAUUAUUCGCCAAGGACUAGAAAUAUAUCUGCGGUCGAAAAGUUCAACUAUGAAAGUAUGAAAACAGGAAGUAAGUCCGCUAUUUUAAACUAUAACUGCGUAGAAUAAGCAUUUUAGGAAUAUGUGUAGAGUAUAAGAUGAAAGACCCGUUGUAAGUAUAAUAUGUAGAAUGAUGAUAUGAUGAUUAAGAGUGCGUGAGAAUGCAUCAUAAAAUGUAUAUGUAUGUAGGUUAGGACAUCAAGAAGUUUGAAGAGGUGUAAAAUAUAAUUUAAGAGAAGUCGUAAGCAAGAAGUUGCAUUUCUCAGCAGGUGAAUAAUUUAAUGACAGAAAUGAUUGCAUCCCUAUGACAAAGGAUGUAAGGAAAGGAUUUCAACAGACAUUAAAUGGUUUUGCUUGGAAUUUUGUCUAUUGUUUUGUUAAUUUGUUAAUUAAAUGUCAUUUAAGAUUUUUGGCUCUGUCAAGGCUUAUGUGAGGAAUAUUGGUUCAUACUCAAGGAUUAUUUUCUGUCCUACUUAAAUUUGUAAAGAAAUUCAUAAAGAAUUAUUAAGUUUCAAUCUUUGUGAGAUGGAAAGGAUCACAAAUGGAAAUGGCAAAAUACAUAACCUUGAGUUGUAAAGUUUAAAAGAAAAAUAACUUUAGAAUUUUUUUAAUUCAAUUUUUCCUUACUAAAAGUUGUUACUCUCCACAACAUA
Eupeodes corollae is the source of this 5576-nucleotide messenger RNA. RefSeq lists its product as uncharacterized. Gene Ontology annotation, cellular component: signaling receptor complex; external side of plasma membrane. The record is from RefSeq and is a predicted model, not a curated record. Gene Ontology annotation, biological process: nervous system development. The coding region runs from base 1201 to 4875 and encodes 1224 amino acids. Gene Ontology annotation, molecular function: signaling receptor activity. Lineage: Eukaryota; Metazoa; Arthropoda; Insecta; Diptera; Syrphidae. The transcript is spliced from 19 exons.